Molecule: messenger RNA, 5629 nt
Organism: Megalobrama amblycephala (Wuchang bream)
Lineage: Eukaryota; Metazoa; Chordata; Actinopteri; Cypriniformes; Xenocyprididae
Gene: map3k5
Product: mitogen-activated protein kinase kinase kinase 5
Exons: 30
Coding region: 731-4774 (1347 amino acids)
Biological process (GO): protein phosphorylation; MAPK cascade; cellular response to stress
Molecular function (GO): ATP binding; MAP kinase kinase kinase activity
Source: RefSeq, a predicted model, not a curated record
CAUAUUACUGAUGAUGUCUCCAAGGAGCACCAGUUAGUGUUUCAAGGCUAGGAUGGAUAGUGUGUGACGCAAGUGUGUGUUGUGUGUGUGUGUGUGUGUUGACAGGCCCAGGUGGGAGAGCGUCACGUUACGUGUUUAAUAUUCAUUAGCUAAGCCUUUUCCAUAGUAGGAUUCGUGAAUUCGCUUCCUGCAAGUCCAGAGUGUUUCUCCACCCCUGAGUGUGAGUUGUGCUGAAGAUAAUAAUAGAAAUAGGGCAGGGUCCAGCAGACAAACGCGCUUUCACAACUCCAGUAUGACAUAAACGCGGUGACAGGAGCCUAACCCGAGCAAACCUGGAGCUUGAUGUCUCGCGGGACUUCAGCGAUCGACACAACUGCUUUACUUCGGAAACUACAAUUCAUGCUCCGAUAAAUGAUUCUCAUGUCACUCGAUGAAUCUCCAGGAGUGGGAUAUCGUGUCUUCGAGUCGUGACGUGCGCGUCCACGAGCAGUCCUUGAUCUCUCUUCUCUUCUCUCUCUUUCUCCCGUCCAGACCUGUGUGCUGCUAAGCGGAUUUUUAGAUUUUCAUCUAAAAUGAAACGAUAAUCGUCUUUAUUGCCGGUGCUGAUGACGUCAGGCCACUUGUGUUUGUUAGUUUGAUGCCACUGUAGCCACCAGGAAUGCCAGCUAUGAAGUGUGCUGGCUGAGCUCUGUGUUGUUGGGGUUGGACACAUUCAGCAAACUGAUGAAAAAUGAAUUCAGAUCUGGAGGCCAUUUCUCUUUCUGUACCUUCUCUCUGCCAACCCCUAGACAUGAUGGGAGGUAACGCAGAAUCCAUUUCUGGUGCCGGGACGUUCUGGCAGGACCCCUCCAUCUGUAAGAGUGCCAACCCUGGGGUCAUCAGUUUGCCCUCAGACACCUUGUUGACCACGGGUAAAUGUAAGAACCGAGCCGUGACGGUGGCCUACGUGAGGAACUCUGAGACGAGCCAACAUCUGAGCCCGGAGAACAUGGCUCUGCAGUGUCUGAAGGACGCCUGCGACGUUGUGGGGUGUAAACUAGAUGUUGUUCCCUUUGGGAAGCUGGACUUUGGUGAAACUUCAGUUCUUGAUCACUUUUACAAUGCAGAUAUUGCAGUAGUUGAAAUGACGGAUGCGUUUCGACAGCCCUCUCUCUUCUAUCACUUGGGUGUGAGAGAGAGUUUCAGCAUGGUCAACAACAUCAUCCUUUACUGUGACCUCAACUCAGACUCGCUGCAGUCUCUUCAGGACGUGAUAUGUCAGAAGAAUAUGACAUGCACCGCUAAUUACACGUUCAUCCCGUACAUGGUGACGCCUCAGAAUAAGGUGUACUGCUGCGAGAGCAGUCUGAUGAAGGGUCUGAGCGAGCUGAUGCAGCCCAGCUUCGAGGCCCUGCUGGGGCCCAUCUGUAUGCCGCUGCUGGACCGACUCACGCAGCUGCUCACCGGCUGCAAGACCAACACCUGUCAGUACUUCCGUGAGACGGUUCUGAACGAGAUCCGUAAAGCGCGUGAGCUUUACACCGGAGCAGAACUAGCGGCAGAGCUCAGACGGAUCCAGCAGCGGCUCGAUAAUGUGGAGUGUCUUUCAGCCGAUGUCGUCAUCAACCUCCUUCUUUCAUACAGAGAUAUUCAGGAUUACGAAUCCAUUGUGAAGUUAGUUGAAACACUGGAAAAGCUACCGACCUUUGACCCCGUGGCUCAUCCUCAUAUAAAGUUCCACUAUGCCUUUGCCCUGAACAGGAGGAAUCUGCCCGGAGACAGACAGAAGGCUCUGGACAUUAUGUUGCCAUUGGUGAUCUCAGAUGAGCAGGUGGCAUCUGAUAUUUAUUGCCUGGUCGGGCGAAUCUAUAAGGAUAUGUUCCUGGACUCUCAUUUCAUGGACACAGAUAGCAGAGAUCAAGGCAUACACUGGUUUAGAAAAGGCUUUGAAUCGGAGCCCACGCUUCACUCUGGCAUUAACUAUGCAGUGCUGCUAUUGGCCGCAGGACAUCAGUUCGACUCCUCCUUUGAGCUGCGUAAAGUCGGUGUGAAGUUGAGCAGUCUCCUGGGGAAGAAGGGCAGUUUGGAUAGAUUACAGAGUUAUUGGGAUGUGGGUUUCUUUCUCGGGGCCAGUAUUCUCGCCUGUGACAACACACGCGUCAUCCAGGCCUCCGAGAAACUCUUCAAAAUUAAAGCACCCGUUUGGUACCUACGCUCCCUGGUCGAGACCAUCCUCAUCUACAAGCACUUUACCAAGCCAAGCACCGAUCCACAGGCCGCUAAACAAGAGCUUGUGGACUUCUGGAUGGACUUUAUGGUGGAAUCCACCCAAAAGGAUGUGACGUCCGUCCGUUUUCCUGUGUUGAUAUUGGAGCCCACUAAAGUGUACCAGCCAUCUUACCUCUCCAUAAACAAGGAUGCGGAAGAAAACACGUUAUCCAUCUGGCACGUGACCUCUGACGACAAAAAUAAAGGGAUCCACGAGUGGAACUUCAGCGCAGCGUCAGUACGAGGCGUGAGCAUCUCCAAAUGUGAUGAGCGCAGCUGUUUCCUGUAUGUGGUGAACAACGCAGAAGAUUUUCAAAUCUAUUUCUGCACAGAGUUGCACUGCAAAACGUUCUGUGAUCUAGUAAACGCUCUCACUGAGGAGGCCUGGAAAGGCUCAGAAGACACCGAGUGUGAAUCAGAGGCUUUAGAGUAUGAUUAUGAGUACGAUGAGCAUGGAGAGAGGGUGGUUCUGGGUAAAGGCACGUUUGGAGUCGUCUAUGCUGGUCGUGACCUCAGUAACCAGGUGCGCUUGGCCAUCAAAGAGAUUCCCGAACGGGACAGUAGAUAUUCGCAGCCUCUGCAUGAAGAAAUCGCCCUGCACAAACACCUCAAGCACAAGAACAUCGUUCAGUACCUCGGCUCCAUCAGCGAGAACGGCUUCAUCAAGAUCUUCAUGGAGCAGGUGCCUGGAGGCAGUCUGUCAGCAUUGCUCAGGUCAAAGUGGGGUCCUCUAAAAAACAACGAGCCGACUAUCGGCUUCUACACCAAACAGAUUCUGGAGGGUCUCAAAUACCUGCAUGACAACCAGAUAGUUCACAGAGACAUUAAGGGGGAUAAUGUCUUGAUAAACACCUACAGUGGCGUUCUGAAGAUCUCUGACUUUGGGACGUCCAAACGUCUGGCUGGAAUAAACCCCUGCACUGAAACCUUCACUGGUACGUUACAGUACAUGGCCCCUGAAAUCAUAGAUAAAGGGCCGCGUGGGUACGGUAAGCCGGCAGACAUCUGGUCCCUGGGCUGCACCAUUAUAGAAAUGGCCACUGGGAAACCGCCCUUCUAUGAGCUGGGGGAACCGCAGGCAGCGAUGUUCAAGGUCGGGAUGUUUAAAAUCCAUCCGGAGAUUCCUGACUCGAUGUCCUCUGAAGCCAAAGCGUUUAUCCUGCGCUGCUUUGAGCCUGAUCCGGACAGCCGAGCCACGGCCAACGAUCUGCUCACCCACGAGUUCCUCACCGUUACAUCACGCAAAAAGCGAUCGAAGAGCAACAAUUUCACAGCUCUUACACCAGGAACUGAGUAUUUGCGCAGCAUCUCUCUGCCCGUUCCCGUGGUGGUCGAGGACACGAGCAGCAGCAGCGAGUACGGCUCCGUCUCGCCGGACAACGAGCUCUGCACAAACCCCUUCAACUUCAAACCCAGCAUCAAGUGCUACAGCGAGAGAGAGGUCAAAGGUCAUCGCUCACUCUUCCUGAGUAUUCCUGUGGAGAACUUUGAGGACCACAGCGCACCACCCUCUCCAGAGGAGAAGGACUCUGGGUUCUUCAUGCUGAAGAAAGACAGCGAAAGGAGAGCGACUUUACACCGAAUCCUGACCGAGGACAGAGAGAAGAUAGUGCUUCACCUGCUGGAGGCGCUGACACAGGGGUCUGAGGAGACCAAACUGAAGCAUCAGCAUAUCUCCACACUGGUGGCGAGUCUGGGAGACUUUGUGAGGAUGGCGGACAGGAAAAUAAUUGCCAACACCCUCUCUCAGCUCAAACUGGAGCUGGACUUCGACAGCACAGCUAUCAGCCAACUGCAGGUGGCGCUCUUCAGCUUCCAGGAUGCGGUAAAUAAAGUCCUGCGGAACCACAACAUCAAGCCGCACUGGAUGUUUGCCCUGGAUAACAUCAUUCGAAAGGCCGUACAGACUGCCAUCGUCAUACUUGUACCUGAACUGCGGCCGCACUUCACGCUGGCGUCAGAGAGCGACCCCGCCGAGCAGGAGGACAUCGAUGAUGACUCCGUUCCUCAGGGAAACGCUGGCCUGAAGGACAUCAGAGCGCCCGUCGCUCUUCAUGACGACACUGUGGUCACAUCUGGGGUCAGCACACUCAGUUCAACGGUUUCCCAUGAGUCUCAGAGCGCUCAGCGAUCGAUCAGCAUGGAGCUGGGGCGCAUGAAGCUGGAAACCAAGAGGCUGCUGGAGGACUUGAUCGAGAAAGAGAGAGAAUAUCAGGCCAUCUUACAGCAAGUCCUGGACGAGAGAGAACAAGAGAUCAGACUGUUGAAGUCUCGACCCGGGCCUGUCGAUGCUUCUGUGAACACACACAGUUCGGCUGAACGAGACGGAGACCAGGAGCUUCUGGAGUGGCUGAAUCUCCACGGCGCUGAUGCAGAUUCCAUACAGAGAAUUAUAUCUGAAGAUUACAGUCUUGAUGACAUCCUUCAUUACGUCACGAGAGACGACUUGAAGACUUUGAGAUUACGCGGUGGAGUCCUGUGUAAGCUCUGGAGCGCCAUCACAGAGCACCGGAAAACACCGGGAUGAGGACGGCAGCCGUCACUCUCACCAAAUAUAUACAGCGGGAUCAAGUCUUGUGUGAUAAUUCAUAUCACAUGAACAUAUGUUUGAACUUUUUUAUUUGUCUGUGAAAUUGCAGUUUUACAAUUGACUGUAAAUGAAUUGCUAAAGGCCACACAUUUGAUACGCGAGCGCUGUUACGGCAUCUUUAUACAGGAAGCUUGUUUUAUUUUUUAUAUUUGGUUACAGAAACAUGUCUUGACCUGCCUGAGAAGCUUCUCCAGCACAAAUCUCUUUUCCUUUCAGAAAAGACACUGAAACUAAACGCAUAUGUGUGUGUUUUAUAUAUUUUUACAUGUAUCAUUUAUUAGAUGUAUUGUCAAGUCGUUUGGUAAUAUACCUUUUUUAUCAAAUCUAGUUAUAUUUGGAUAUAUUCUGAAUUACAGCUAUGAAGAAACACAAUAACCAAUCAAACUGAAUUGUGUUCCCACGUAUUUGGAGUGAGAAAUGAAUAAAGCACCUCUGAAGUUGUAUAUAAACGACAUUCCUGAGAUAAUAUGUAAACUAUAUCCAGAAGCACAGAGAAUAUAUCACACAUGUGCACUUAUGUCUAUUUAUUCAGCACAACUCUAGUUUUUAAAUUCUGUAAAAUUACUGUUUUAGUUGUAACUGAUGGCACUGAAAGUUUCUAGUCAAAUCAUAAAACAAACACACACACACACACACAGGGCUCUGUGAUGUGACAAUCAUGUGACGGACACGUUUGAUGUCUGUGUAAAUGUUUGCAUGAUCAGUGUUUGCAUUAUAACUCAUUUUGUGCAAAUUGGAAUUUCACUUUUGGAUCAAAUAAAAAGUUUUGGGGGAAAAAUCUCCAUAAUUCCA